AUGGCCCCCUUCUAUUUUUUCCCGAACUACAUGCCUGGCUGCGAGGCAUGCUUUGAGUGUGCUGGCUGCGGAGGCUGCCGAGUCGUCAAGGCCAACGGCGAGGCCACGUUUUUGUGCCAGCCGUGCCGCGACACGAUGGCAAACAUCAUCUUCCUCUGCCCCGACGCUGCGGCCGCAAAUGCCCUCGUCAACAACGGCUUCUGCCAGUUUUGUUUCUGCAAGCCAUCUGCCGGAAUCUGCUGCAACGACUGUGCCGUCAGAACCCCCGAGGAGCUCGAGUUCGUCGCCCGCAAGGGCACGAUCCUCGUGCUCCUCGCAAACGCCCUCCAGCAGCCCGGUGCCCGCGAGCAGAUGCUCGAGCCCAUCCUGCCCGCUGACGAUGCCGUCUUGGGCGCCGCUGAGGAGCCUCACUUUGACCCUGCCGUGGCCGCUCGCGAGUGGCAGAACAUGCCCGGCGAUAUCGACUUUGGCUUCUACCCCGACCAAGACUUCCAGUUCGGCAACAACGCCCAGGUCCCCGGCGCGGAUGCGAAUGUGCCCAAGCCAGAGCCUGUGGACGCGGCCAACGGCAUCGGUCAUCACAACAUGCCUAUCCCCAGCCCACGUGCCAACCUGCCUGUCGACCCGGUUCUUCCUCAGAUCGUCGUAUCCAGACCUGCUCAAGGCGAACAAGUAGAGGACAGCGGCAACGCUACGCCUACAACGACCGCUGGCAUCUCCCUCGCGGCUCGCAUCCUCGGCCUUUCUCCCGAGAGAGCAGGUUCUCUUGAUCCACAGCCUGCCCAGAAGCCUUCUGGCCGCAAAAGUACUGACAAGAAGACCACGAAAAAAUAA
This is a messenger RNA of Pyricularia oryzae 70-15, 834 nucleotides long. RefSeq lists its product as uncharacterized. The record is from RefSeq and is a predicted model, not a curated record. The transcript has a single exon. The coding region runs from base 1 to 834 and encodes 277 amino acids. NCBI's taxonomy places the organism in Eukaryota, Fungi, Ascomycota, Sordariomycetes, Magnaporthales, Pyriculariaceae.